Microthlaspi erraticum is the source of this 483-nucleotide messenger RNA. The record is from the annotation of a GenBank genome assembly. NCBI's taxonomy places the organism in Eukaryota, Viridiplantae, Streptophyta, Magnoliopsida, Brassicales, Brassicaceae.
AUGGAAGUGAUGGAAAUCGCUGGAAAAGAUCCACUAAGAGCUCCAAUAUCUCUUGCUCUAGAAAUGGAGAUCAAUGGUGUCUCUGAAGAUGCCAUCAAGCUGAGACUCUUUCCUAUGUCUCUAGCUGACAAAGCUCACCAAUGGGAGAAGAGCUUGCCCCAUGGCACAAUCACCACUUGGGAUGAAUGCAAGAAGGCCUUUCUUGCUAAGUUUUUCUCCACCGGUCGCACAGCCAAGCUAAGGAGUGAGAUAUCAGCUUCAUCCAGAGGAAACAAUGAGACAUUGCUGAGGCUUGGGAGAGGUUCAAAGGCUACACAAGAGAGAUGCUGGACACAGCAGCAAUGGAACUUCCUCAAUCAGGAUGUGGAUGAUGGCUGGCAGCUUGUGGAGAACAUUGCAAACUCCAAUGGAAGCUAUGGAGAAGAGUAUGAUCGCACCAACCGGAGCUCGACCCACCACUCGAUCGAGUCGAUGAGAAAUUGA